Strongylus vulgaris is the source of this 267-nucleotide messenger RNA. NCBI's taxonomy places the organism in Eukaryota, Metazoa, Nematoda, Chromadorea, Rhabditida, Strongylidae. The record is from the annotation of a GenBank genome assembly.
GCCACUGGAGAUGUAAUGUACUCACUGCAGGAUUCUAUUGAACUCUUUUCCAUACAUCCAAGAAGCGGAAUCCUCACUGUUCAGCAUCCUGAAUUCCUCACCUUGAACACGUACGGCUCUAAAGCAAAUCUCACAGUGAUGGCGACUGACAAAAAGACUUCAAUCACAACAACAAUUGACAUCACAUUGACUCCCAUAGCUGAAGGAUUGAAAGGAUUCAAAUUUGUAAAGGUUUGGAUUUAUUGCGGAUACGUAGAAGUCGAAUAA